Molecule: messenger RNA, 3331 nt
Organism: Drosophila kikkawai
Lineage: Eukaryota; Metazoa; Arthropoda; Insecta; Diptera; Drosophilidae
Gene: Lrt
Product: Leucine-rich tendon-specific protein
Molecular function (GO): protein binding
Source: RefSeq, a predicted model, not a curated record
AAUCAUUCUGUUGGCGGCGGCUCGACCUGCCUUACCUGAGCGUAGGCCGCUCAGUCGAGUUUCAGACGUCGUCGGGUCCACUUCGUUAGCGCUACCUCGUCGUCUCUCUCUUUCUGCGAGUGUGUGUUAUUGUCGGUGGUUCUCUGCCUCACCUGGGGCCGCAUGCAACCCGAAAACAAAGUUCGUCUGAGCGGCAAAUGUGAAAAUGCAAAUUUGACCAUCCUCGAGAGUUGGUUGCCGGUGAAAUUACCUCGCGCAGCGCUACCUGGCAUUCCUCGGUCACAGUCAACGUCAUUGUCAGCGUCAUCAUCCCUCCAGAAUCUCUGGGAAUCCUGGCGGGGGGGCAAGGCAAAGUCGGACUCGCAUCCGUUUCCGGUUCUUUCUGUUCUGUUGAUUGUUCCCUAUACAUACAUUGCAGUCGGUAGUUUUUCAUGAAUGAAAUUUUAAUUUCAUGAGUGCGCGAGUGUGUGUGCACCGCAUGUCCAGUCACAGUUCCAGUUCCAGCCCGAACUCCAGCGGUGUCAACUGACGGUGCCCUCCGAUCGCAUUGUCGACGCUGCCGGGGCGUCAGUGCACCGUAAAGAUCUUUAUCGCAUUUUAAAUACGUUCUGGAGCAGAAGGCAGAAGGCAAGACCCGGCCGGCAGGCAGGUAGACGGAAAGCGAGCCAGGUUAAUGCGGUUUAUUGUUCUAUGAACGCUGGCUGGCACCGCACUCUGUUUAAGUUUCGCACGCUGAUAAAGAGGAGCAGCGACAACAUCGAACGCACGGACUUCGCCCUGCCCAUCAAGAUGUGGCCGAAGCUCAGCCUACUGGCACUUCUCUCGCUCUCGCUGCUGUCCGACCUGGCAGCGGCCAAUGACCUCAAGGAUCUGCUGGAGGACAGCACAACGAGCAGUACCAGUACCAGCACCAGUACCUCUUCCUCCUUGGCCGCCUCACCCACAACGCCUAUGGCGUAUGUGGUAUCAGCGGCUGCUGUGCCCGCCACUGUCACAGGGAAGAUCAGAUCCAAGUCUUCGUCCGGGAAAUAUGUCAACAAAAGUUCGCCCAGGAAGCGCAAGGCGGAGCAAGUCUCCUCGCUGCCGCUGCCCGUGGACGAUGAGCUCGGGGAAUGGAAGUGUCCCAACAUAACGGGCACCCGGAAUGCAGAGCUCGAAUGCGGAUGCGAUCUGCCCCACACGCUCAGGUGCAACAUUGAUCUGCACGGAUUGCUGCUGCUUGCGGAUAGACUACGUACCUCUCCGUACUCCAUCUCCCUGCUGGACUGCUCCCUGCGCAAUGUUACCUUCCUGAGCGACGCCAAGAUCUUCGACGGAGUCUCGCUGCACGGUCUGGUCAUUUCCUCCGGCGAGAUUAAACGGGUGCACAAGUCCGCCUUCUUGGGCAUCCGGGGGCCACUGCAGGCUCUUGGUCUGCCCGGCAAUGCGCUGAUGAGCGUGCCCUGGAAUGCCCUUUCCACACUGGGCGCCUUAGAGCGUUUAGAUCUAGCCAACAACAAGAUCAAGGCUCUGGGUACUGCCGACUUUGUGGGCCUAGGUAGCCUGGUCUAUCUGGAGCUGAGCAACAACCAGAUCUCGAGCAUCUCGCAGCGAACUUUCGGUAAUCUUCGAAAGAUGGAGGUGCUAAAGCUGGGCGGGAAUAGGUUGGGCGACUAUCCGCAGAGCCUGAGAUCCCUGAGCCAGUGCCUCAGCCUGCGACAGCUGGAUUUGCAGGCCAACAACCUGAACGGACCACUCAGUGAGCAGACGCUGCCCGGGUUGAGGAACCUGGAGAGCUUGAAUCUCAAUCGGAAUCUGAUCAAGAGCAUACAGAACAAAGCCUUGGCUAACUUCUCGCGACUGGUUAGUCUGUCGCUUCGCCACAAUCAAAUCGAUGUGCUGCAAGAUCACGCCUUCUUUGGACUGGGCGCUCUGGACAGCCUGGACCUCAGCUACAAUGGCAUCGUGGCCAUCUCCAGUGCAUCGCUGCAGCACUUGAGCCGUCUUACGGUCCUAGAUCUCACGCAUAACUUCUUGAGAGCACUCACCUCGGAUCUAAUAGCACCGCUACCCUCUCUGAGGGAGCUGCGAUUGGCUGGCAAUGAUAUCUCCAUAGUGGCCCGGAAUGCCAUGGAUGGGGCUCGGGAGCUGGAGAGUCUGCAGAUGCAGGAGAAUCCGCUCUCGUGCGACUGCAGCAUCCGGCCCUUCGCCGAGUGGCUGCAGGUGUCCCAACUGCAUUCCAGUCUGACUGCUUCCUGUGUGACGCCGCCCCGGUUGGAGGGAGCACCUCUGCUUCAGGUGCCCGUGGAGACGCUCAGCUGUGACAUGGACAAUGUGGAAAAGGACAAUGCCAAUAUAAUGCAACAUCUGGAGACGCUGGCUAAACCAAAUCAGACGUCGCCCGUCAAGGACUUGUCUGAGGAGAUUAUUCUACAUGAGCUCCACUAUUCUGCGGAUUAUGGUCUCAUCCUUACCUGGCUCCUGAAUCUUAGCAAGAAGGACUACAUGUGCGAUGCCAUCUUUGUCUAUAAAGAGGAGAACAUAAAUGAGAUUCUCAUAGACAACUCACCGAUCCAUUGCGAGAGCAAAGUAGUCAAUGGCCAGAACACAGUCAGCGUCAUUGUGCCGGAUAGCUCUUCCCUGGAAAUAGGCGAAAGCUAUCGCUUUUGCCUGGUCAUGGUCCAGGAGCAGAAUCCCAAGGCUGAUCUGAACAUCGGCUGCUCGAACAUCACCCAGCUGCAAAUGAGCAGCCCCGGCUCCAUUCCCGUGUCGCGUCAAUACCAAAGACGUCCGUACUACACGUCCAAUGAGCUGAAGCCGGAGGCUGUGCUUGAGGCUGGCGAGGAUUACCAGCUCAAUCAGCGCCGCUUCAACCCCGUGGUGGUGGGCAGUCAGCCGCAGCAAACGCAUCCCCACCAGCAGUCGACGCUGCUGCACAGCUACACGGUGAUCGAUUCGCUGAACAAGAGCUUCCUGCCUGGUCUGGGUCUGGGCGUGCUGGUCACCUCAGUGCUGGUCCUUAUCUGGGGAGCGACCCGCAUCCGACACACGGGUGGCAGCAACGGCGGAGGAGGAGGUGGCGGUAGGGGCAACGACAGCAUCGGCAGCAACAGCAGCAGCAUGCACAACAACAAUAACAACAGUCGACCGGGCACUCCGACGGCAACCACUUGCUAUGCGGCCUCGGAUCACAUAGCCCGGCUGGCGGAUGCGGAGAGCGGGACGCGCUACCUCAAGCUGCAGGCCACGACCAGCCUGUGAGGCAGCACUGGCAGGGCGUUGCACCUGCCCACUCAAUAAACCAUGUGAUAGUACAGUGGCAACUGUACCGACUUGCGUAGCUUAGACUAUA